AAUUUAAAAUGACAAAAAUCAGCUGAGUGUUGUUAAAUUGUUAAAAUUAUUAAAUUAUCAUUAAGAAAAAAUUUUUACAACAAAUAAUUUUCGUUUUAAAUUGUUCUAAAUACUAGAAUAUUUGAAAAUCAUUGAAUUGUAAUGAAAGGGCAAUUAAUCGAUAAUCAAUCUGUGUUCUAAAAAGAGAAAAAAAACGAAGAAUAAAAAAGUAACAACGUGUGAGUGAAAAAAGGAAUAAGCAAAAAAAAAACGAAGCAACAAAAAUUGAAAUACCAAACUGCAAUACAGAAUGGUUGUUGGUUCACAUCACAGCCGCCGUAGUGAAACUGCUAGUAAAUACGGAAAUUCUUCAGCGGCUGCCACUGCCACAGGCACUACUACCAAUAAUUCCACAUUGAGUAGUGUCACUGCCGCCGCCAAACAAACACACUCAAUGUCUUCAAAUGGUCAUUAUAGUUCUCAUAAUGGCGGUUCAAAUAAUAACAACGGUUAUCUCCUGCCUCUCAGUGGUAUUAAUGGCACCACUAAUAGCAUUGUAUCACGACUUUCACAAUCGACCGGCAUGACGCCAAAGGAAUUAUCGGAAAACGAUGAUUUAGCCACUUCAUUAAUUUUAGAUCCCCAUCUGGGUUUUCAAACGCACAAAAUGAAUAUUCGUUUUCGUCCUCUGAAAGUGGAUACGGCUCAACUGAAAGCCAUUGUUGAUGAAUUUAUACAAACACAAAGUUAUGAGGUGGCGGUUAAGAAAAUUUUCAGUGGACCUUGGCUGCCCCGAAGUUAUCGAAAUAAAAAUAAAAUGUCUAUUAAAAGACUGCAUGAUCAUAUAAUACGUUAUUUAAGAGUUUUCGAUAAAGAUAGUGGCUUUGUUAUAGAAGCCUGUUAUCGUUAUUCGUUGGAAGGUCAGAAAGGAGCCAAAAUAUGUGCCACAAAACGUUGGCAAAAAAACGAUAAAAUUGAAUGUUUAGUGGGAUGUAUAGCUGAACUUAGUGAAGCCGAGGAAGCGGCACUUUUGCACUCGGGCAAAAAUGAUUUCUCCGUCAUGUACAGCUGUCGUAAAAAUUGCGCCCAACUGUGGUUGGGACCAGCAGCCUAUAUAAAUCACGAUUGUAGGGCUAAUUGUAAAUUCGUGGCUACUGGUAGAGAUACAGCCUGCGUUAAAGUAUUACGUGAUAUUGAGAUUGGUGAGGAAAUCACAUGUUUCUAUGGUGAGGAUUUUUUUGGUGAUGGCAAUUGCUAUUGCGAAUGUGAGACCUGUGAGCGUAGGGGUACUGGAGCUUUUGCUGGUAAGAAUGGCAAUGGCCAGUACGGUUCGGAACAUGCUCUUACAUUGGGUCUCAAUGGAGCCUGUGUUGUGGGUGAUACGAAUGCUGUUAGUGGUGGCUAUCGGUUGAGAGAAACCGAUAAUCGUAUUAAUCGCAUUAAAAGUCGUGCAAAUUCAACCAAUUCCACAAAUACAGAUCUCACAAAUGGAGCUUUAAGUGAUAACUCUUCAGGGAAUAUAAACAACAAUAACAACACUACUGCAAGUCUCAACAACAACAAUAAUAAUGUUAACAAAACAAAACUAGACGCUGGUUCGCCUGAAAGUGUUAAAAAACCUGCUGCGGUAGUAGUGACACCAUUAACAAUGCAAGAAUUGCGCCAAAAAGGCAUGACAAAAUACGAUGCCGAAAUGAUUAUGGCCAAUACCAGGCAACAUACACCACACACACAUCAUUUACACAACCAACAACAGCAACAACAUCAUGCAAAUCAAACAGAAAAUCAUGAAACUCUUUUAGGACAAAGUAAAGUAGGGGAAAACGCUCCACGUACUUAUCGGGAAUCACUUAGAAAAUCUUCCCGUGUUAAUAGUACAAGUAGCACCAUCUCUUCUGGUUCCACAGAGGAUUUUGCUAGCUUAGCAAAUGUUAAUACACGAGGAUCAUCAAAUAAAGCCGCUACAGCAGAUGAGCCAAAAACAGGAGCUGCCACAACAACCAGCACGAACAGCUUAGCGACAACUAGAAGAAAUUUACGAAAAGGUGGUAGCGGUACCAUAAUGCAGCAUACAAAAACAACACGCUCUAAUGCGGGAGUAACAACACGACAUACACGUUCAACUGCAGCUGCCGCUUUGGGUUUAAAAUGUGAAAAUCUCUUAAAUAAUCAACAGACAGAAGAUAAUGUUAUAACAUUGGUGUCAGAAUCAGAACAGGAACAAACUGAUGUAGAGUCCAAUCAUACGACAGCGAUGAAAAUCACAGAACAGCAGAAUGAUCAUUUGCAUUCCGAUGAAAACGAUCCAUGUAAGCAACAGCAACCAGAAAAACGUUUGACCCGUAAUGGUGCCAUUACAACAACAAAAACAAGAGUGUUAAGACAUCAUCAAACUUUAACAGCAUCUUCUUCAGUGACAGAAACAUCAACACCAGCAACAGUGGAAGAAAAUGUUCAUCAAUCAUCAGUUGUAAAUUGUAAACAUACAAAACCUUUUACAAAUUUUAAUGUUAAGAAUACAAAUAAUGGUCAACAGUCUUCACUACAACAAGAACAUCAUCAGCAUCAUCAUCAUAAUCAUAACCAACCUGCGAAACGCAGUGAAACUGCAGCAGCAAACUUAUCAAACACAACAACAGCCAAUAACUCUGCAAACUUUGAUAACAUUAGUACAAAGGGUGAGAACAGGACUAGCUGUAGUAGUAGCAGUAGUUGUAGUAGUAAAAGCAACGUUAGUGCAACAAGUAUUGGACCAGAGCAAAAGAACAUUGGGGAUAACCAAGAACAGUCCUUGGAUAUUUUAGAAAAAAGCCAUAAUAGUAAUAAAUUGAAUAAUAGUAGUAGCCCUAGUUAUAAAAAGAAUUUGAUAGAAUCAUUUGAAGAAGUUGCCAAAGGCAAUAAUCAUAGUGUUAGUAAUAUUAAUUGUAGCAGUAAGAAUAUUAGUACUAGUAUACACGAAGAUUCUAAUAAUCUUACUGAAGAACCCCCUCCUCCUCCUCUUUUGCAACAACAACAACGUUUGAGACGUGCUGGGGCAGGACGUCGCACUAGUUAUUCCCAAGAACCUGUGAUAACAGACAAUUCAGCAACUGCAGCAACUUCUGUUAGUGCUGGUAUCAACUUGCGUAAACGUCAUCAUACAAAUAGUGAUGGGGCCAGCAGUACCACAUCAAAUAGCACUGCUAGCACAUUUUGUAUGAAUAGCACUAUAAAUUCUGGUUCAAAUCCUAUACCCGCCGUCGAACCCCUAUUGAAAACACCCGAAAGAAGGCUUAAGCUGACACUGCGCAUGAAAAGAUCACCUAUUUUGGAUGAGGUCAUAGAAUCGGGUACCAGUUUGAGUGAUGAAAGUAGUAGUGUUACAGGCGGCUCGACUUGUAGUCGUUCCUCUUCUCAUUCCGAACCCGUAGAAUAUGAAAUACUACGCAUGGAAGGUAUAACGGAGAAUGGUUUAGACUAUGGGGAAGAAAUGCCUCAUAAAAGGAAAAAACGUCAUAAAUCAAAAGAACGUCACCAUCAUCAUCACCACCAUCAUCGUAGGCACCACAGACGCAAUCUCUCCUCUAUAGAGGAGCUGGAACAGCAAAUUGAUAGUGAAUUAUUAGAUGCCAAAGAAACGACACCUCCACCGCCGCCACCCCCAACGUCUCAGACGUUGACGCCUCAAAAGAAACGUUUACGUUUGAUAUUUGGUAAUGAAACCCAUACCAUUGACAUUCCACCAACAACCACAAACGCCAACAAUGAAAGUAGUCUUAUAGAUGAUUCAAUUAAUGAAUCCACAGCUUCUUCUACUUUAAAUACAUCCAUAAAUAUUUCAAACCCUAAUAUUUCGGCAACAACAGUGUCAUCCUCAUCCUCCAACUCAAUGGUAAAUAUUUCUUUAACCUCUUCCACAGAAGCAGCAGCCUCCGCUUCGCCACCUCUAACAUCUUCGGCCUCAAAUUCCUCUUUUGCUUCGGCUUGUAGUGCCGCCUCACAAGCUGUUGCUUUUAACUUAGAAGAACCUUUAAGAGAACCUCUCAACUUAUCCAUGCCUAGCCAAAAACUAAUGGGCAACACAUUUCACAAUCUUAACGCAAAAUUCCCUGCAACAUCUCCUUCUUCAGCUGUUGCUGCUGCCACUGCUGCCACUGCUGCUCUAAUGCACAACAGCUUAAACUCUACUUCGGCUGCUAGUUUAGCUUCAGCCACCACAGCUGCCACCUCAAUAUUCUUAUCACAGGCUAUACCGAAACAUACUUUCGGCUCUUGUGCUUUAAUUGCACCCUCAUUUGCUCGUAAUUUAGUAAAUAAUACCGUAGUUUCGGUAGUCAAUACUUCACCACUACGUUUGCUUAAUAAUACUGUUGCUGCAUCGGCUACUACUGCAGCUACUUCGUCUCAUAGCUUCAAUUCAAACUCUCCCUAUGCUGCCUCAUCAUUACCAAUAAGCCUCACCGCUACUCUUACCACCACAAAUACCAAUACAAAUACUGCGACUACGAAAAAAAGUACUGAUCUCAUAACGCAUUGACACCCCGCAUUGGCGCACGCAAAUUGUUGUACAUCUUUAUAUACAUAAUGUUGUGUAUAUGUAAAUCGUCGUAUAGUUAGCUCUCUAAGCUAUCCGGUCCAUUUUUCAAAAGUUUAUUUCGAAUUUUUUAUUUGCUUUUUGGAAUUAAAAACACAAAAUUAAAAAAAGUGGGCACAAACUUUUAAGGAAGUUUUAAUAAAUUUGGGUUCAUUGUAGAAAAAGUAUCUUAAAUCCCGAGGCGAUGUUAUUAUAUCGUUAACGAAUCAGAUUUCUUUGUCGUCCUUAGUGAAAUUGAGGGAAAACAGUUGUAAAUAUCUUAAAAAUGAUAGUUACCACGAUUUUCGGUGUCUAAUGGCCACAUUAAGGUAAAAUGUAACAAACAGACUUUGUUAUCGAAUGUUAUUCUCUCUAUCAAUCGGGCAAGUGUCUAUAUUGUAUGAAUAAUGAAUACUUUUUCAAAGUAAAUGUUCAGAACUUUUAACAUUCUGAAAAUUGUAAAUAGUCUGGAAACUUUCGAUUAGUAAAUGUUUUUAAAAUCAUUGUAAAUCCAAAAUAAUUUUCUUUUGUAAAUGAUUACACUUUAAAACUCCAUCGGAUUGACAUGUGACUACUGAAAACUUUGCAUUGAGUAAGUCUUAGUUCGCAGGAGAUAGAGAGAUAGAGCUAAACAAAAAAUACUCAUUUGCUGAAAUGUUCAAAAAAUAUAUAAUGUUGUUUCCAUUUUAAAGGAACGGGUCAAAAUAAUGUUUCAAAAAAAUCUUUAUUUUAAAGUCCACACAUUGGACUUUCAGAUCACAUAACAGACUUUAAAAAUAAAAGUAUGAUCGCACGUUUUUUUUUUAAUCUUCAGAACACGAUAUCUCGAAAAAGUAUUGUGAUGAUAAAAUUCUGAGGAUAGAUUCAUAUUCAGUAGAGUCAAUCAUUUAUAAAAGUAUUUUUUAGUCUCUGAUCUGUGUAACUUAAGGAAUGCGACCUAUUGUCUCUUAAGUAAUUAUUGUAAUAAUUCACCUACAUCUCUAAAGUCUAUAUACACAUUAUAUAUCCUUAUAGAUGUCGAAAUCGUGAUGUUGGUCUGUUUGUUUUUUUAAAACAAAUUUCUGAAUGUCACAAAUAUCUUCGAGUUCUAAAUCCUCAAUGAUUCUAUAAGAUAGUCUUUCGAAAAGUUUGCUAUUAAAAAUCAUCAAAAACGUUUGGUAAAUAACGGAGAUAUGAGCAAAAUUUUCAAAAAAAAAAACCCAUGAUUUUUGAAUAUAUUUUGGGCGCCAUGUUUGGUAUGUAUACUUAUACAUAGGAAUUAUGUAUAUAAGAAGAAAGCUUUCAUUUGAUAGAUAUUAUAUCUAGAAAAAGUGUUCUUAAACGAGAAACAUCUGAAAAAUGGUCAAAAAUACCGUUAGCAGCAAGAUUUCGAUUUUUCAAUACAAAAUCUAUUUUGUCUACAACAUUUUCAACUAUAUUUCAGAACUUUCUAAUUGUAUUACUUUACAUUUUUAAACCAAAGUAUAAAUUACAAUUUGAGAUCAUUAAAUAAGUGGAAGAGUUAUUUUCUUACUUUUAACAAAUUCCAAACAAAAGAUUUCAAUUGGUAAAUGUGGCAAAAAAUUUUAUUAAAACUAAAUCCCUAUAAAUUGUUGUUAAAAUU
Messenger RNA from Lucilia sericata (common green bottle fly), 6134 nucleotides. RefSeq names its product histone-lysine N-methyltransferase Suv4-20 (gene Hmt4-20). Gene Ontology annotation, molecular function: histone H4K20 methyltransferase activity; protein binding. NCBI's taxonomy places the organism in Eukaryota, Metazoa, Arthropoda, Insecta, Diptera, Calliphoridae. Gene Ontology annotation, cellular component: nucleus. The record is from RefSeq and is a predicted model, not a curated record.